Messenger RNA from Oncorhynchus nerka (sockeye salmon), 2262 nucleotides. RefSeq names its product alpha-1-antitrypsin-like protein CM55-ST. Gene Ontology annotation, biological process: negative regulation of endopeptidase activity. The record is from RefSeq and is a predicted model, not a curated record. Bases 108 to 1547 code for a protein of 479 amino acids. Lineage: Eukaryota; Metazoa; Chordata; Actinopteri; Salmoniformes; Salmonidae. Gene Ontology annotation, molecular function: serine-type endopeptidase inhibitor activity. The transcript has 5 exons.
AUGUCAAAGUUCAACCCCUGAUCAAUCCCAAAUGAACCACAGACAGUAUAUAAAGUGAAUUUGGUCCAAAUUAAGACGCCGAAGCUGCUGUCUGGAAGGUUGCCAAGAUGAGGACAGCCCUGUGUUUGUGGAUCGUUAUGGGAGUACUCUGCCCGGGAGAGGUCAGAGGUCACAAAGGUAACGGAGGUGACCGCCACCACGGUCACAGUCGCGACCAUGGUGGUGACCGUGACUAUAGUGACAGGCGUGACAGCGAACAUGGUGACAGGCGCGGUCACGGGCGCGACCAUGGUGACAGGCCCGACCACGGUCACGGGCGCAACCAUGACCAUGGUGACAGGCGCGACCACGGUCACGGGCGCGACCAUGACCACGGACGAGACCACGGGCAUCAUCAUCAUCAUGAGCCCAGUGACACUAGCACUAAACCAGUGAUCCAAGGAAACUUGGAGUUUGCUUGCAGCCUGUAUAAUCAGCUGGUGGCUCAGCCUGACAACCAGGGCAAGAACGUGUUCUUCUCCCCGCUGAGUGUGUCCCUGGCCCUGGCCGCUCUGUCUGUGGGGGCCAAGGGUCAAACCCACCAGCAGCUUUUCACUGUUCUGGGCUUCAACAGUAGCCUACUGAUCCAAGAACAGGUGGACCAGGCCUUCCAGACCAUCCUCACACAGCUCAACCAGAAAAUAGGUGUGAACCUGAUGGUAGGAAGUGCACUUUUCGUGCAAAACAACUUUACACCACACCCCGAGUUCCUUGAGGACUUGAAGCGCUUCUACCUUUCUGAGGGUGUCACAGUGGACUUCACCAACAUUGCUAAGGCCAUCGAUACAAUCAAUACAUACGUGGGGGACAAGACUAAAGGCAAGAUAGAUAAGUUAGUCAAAGAUCUGGACCCAACCACUGUCAUGUACCUCCUCAGCUACAUUUACUUCAAAGGAAAAUGGGAGAUUCCAUUUAACCCUGCAGACACAAAGGAGGACACAUUUCAUGUGGAUGAAAACACCACUGUUCCGGUCCAGAUGAUGAGCAUGAUGAAGAGGUUCUCCGUCUACUACGACCAGGAGAUCUCCACCAGUAUCCUGCAUCUCCGCUACAACGACUCAGUGUCCAUGAUGUUGGUGCUACCGGAGAAGGGACUCGCUAGUCUGGACGAGGUCAUAUGCCUCAACCACAUCACCAAGUGGCACAGGUGGAAGAAAGCCAGGGAAUAUCAUGUAUAUGUUCCCAAGUUGUCCAUCACCACAACAUACUCCCUCAAGGACAUUCUGAGUGGAAUCGGAAUGCCGGACAUAUUCAGUGAUCGAGCUGACUUCAGUGGAAUAUCAGAGGAACUGAAGGUGGCUGUCUCAGAGGUGGUGCAACAAGCCUCCUUGGACGUGGAUGAGGCUGGAGCGACCACAGCAGCUGCCACAGGUGUGGUCCUUAUGCCCCUCUCCUCCCGACACACCCAUGUCUUGAAGUUCGACCAUCCAUUCAUGGUAUUUGUCAUGGACCGGGAGACCAAGAAUAUUCUCUUCAUGGGCAAGAUCAUCAACCCAGCCAACAAAUAAAACUGGUGCUAUGUAAAACCUGUGCUGCAGAAAACAUGUGGUCUAUUAUCGCAAAUUGAAAUCUAAGUGCUGCUGUUAGGAAACCAGUAAGCAAACCCAUCCAAACUCUUCUGCGUCACUCUAGCCUGGGAACCCAAAGCUAACAAGUGUAUAAAUCCUCUGUAUUCACUUUGCUGGAUAUUUGUACUACUAUUAAAUACAUAUCACCAUUUGCUGCCAGUCUUCUUAUCUUUUGGUUUUAUGCCUAAUAAAGCACGUUACAGAAUUUGGACACAUACAUGUUCUUGCAACGUUCCCAUGAAACUGAUAGAGGACAAUAUGGUUGAAAUGACUAAUUAUGUAUACAUUCCAAUCAGAAACUGACUAGUCCAAAUGCUAUAAUGUACGGUACAUGUGAGUUAUCCCUCUUGCUCCCUUUCCCAAUUGUAUAUAAUGUAGUCAGGAGUUAGUAACAAUAAUAGGUCUGUUCCUUAGUUCAUUCAGUUGUACAAAUCUCCAGGUGGUGGGAACGGGCCAUCUCCAAAUGGUCGGGAAUGUUGAUUUAUGCUGACUGGCCUUGACUUCGUGCUGAUAACGCGGAGGCUUGAAAGUUAGAGGGGCCCUCUGUUUGUGAAACGGAACGUUUGGAAAACGCUGACGUCAUUUUCAGUUUAUAACCUGUGGAAAUGUGUGUAAGCAUUCAGUACUCUCUGGAAUUAAACACUCUUUACCUGGC